This is a messenger RNA of Elgaria multicarinata webbii, 1402 nucleotides long. RefSeq names its product BRMS1 transcriptional repressor and anoikis regulator (gene BRMS1). The coding region runs from base 82 to 1059 and encodes 325 amino acids. NCBI's taxonomy places the organism in Eukaryota, Metazoa, Chordata, Lepidosauria, Squamata, Anguidae. Gene Ontology annotation, molecular function: histone deacetylase binding. Gene Ontology annotation, cellular component: Sin3-type complex. The record is from RefSeq and is a predicted model, not a curated record. The transcript is spliced from 11 exons. Gene Ontology annotation, biological process: negative regulation of transcription by RNA polymerase II.
GGCCGAGCGAGGACGACUUCCGAUUGCUGAAGGGAGCCUGAGCGGGGUUUGCGCCUUUCUCAGCCCCACCCCCAGACCACGAUGCCUGUGCAACCCCUGCCCAAGGAGAUGGAGGCAGAAGGAGACUCGGCUGCUGAGAUGAAUGGCGAAGAAGAGAGCGAAGAUGAGCCCAGCGCUAGCCAGUCUGAGUCAGAAGAGGAGAGUUCAGAGAUGGACGAGGAGGGCUGCGAGCGCCGCCGCGCCGAGUGCGUGGACGAGAUGUCGGACUUGGAGAAGCAGUUCUCCGAACUCAAGGAGACGCUUUUCAAGGAGCGCCAGAGUCAGGUGAAGGCCAAACUGGAGGACGUGGUGUCGGGAAAAGCGGCGGAGUACCUCGAUCCCCUGGGGGUGUCGCAGAACCACAUGCAAAUCCGCAUCGAAGUGGCUGGGAUCUACCGAGGCUUCUGCCUGGAGGUCAUUCACCACAAACACCGCUGUGAACUACAGGGAGCCCAGCAGCAUCUGGAGAGCGAGAAGCUUCUGCUGUUUGACACCCUCCAGGAACGCCUCUUGGAACGGAUUCAGCACUUGGAGGACGACCGGCACAGCGUGGGCCUCACCUCAGAAUGGUGGGACGACAAGCUUCGGCCGAAGCACAGCGCCAAGGAUUGGGACCCUCUCCGGCCCGGGAAGAGGAAGAAGCCACCGCUGGUGUCUGGUCCCUACAUCGUCUACAUGUUGCACGAGAUGGAUAUCAUGGAGGACUGGACGGCCAUCAAGAAGGCUAAAGCCGCCGUGUCCCCUCCGAAGAGGAAACUAGAAGGCCCAGUGAAGACCGAGAAGCUGCCGUCCCCCGCCCUGUUCUCUGCGCACUGCGAAGACGGCCACCUCCACUAUGAAGGCGAGGCCUAUGUCAAGGGGCAGAGCAUCUCCUUGCAAGUUGGGGACGAGGCCCCGGUCCAGGCUGUGAUCACCGCCGUCAGCACGGGCGAAGUUUGGCUCCGCCGUGAUGACGGCAGCAAGACCAAAAUCUACGUGUCCCAGCUCCAAAAGGGCAAGUAUUCAGUACACAAGGUCUAGCACACACACACACACACACACACGGCGGCCCGAUCACGGACUUUGUCUCCCUCACUUCUCCCGGAACCGGAGCGUCCUCCUUCUCGGAAACCCGAAGGGCCCCUGUACCAGAAGAUACAUUCCCUGCGCCUGCUUAGGGAAACGGAGACACGCUUGCCGUGGUGGAUGGCCCAGCUGUUGCGGCAGCCGGUGGAUUGGGCCCCUGGUGUGGGAACGCGCCCAUUUCGAUGAUGACUGCCAAGCGGGCGCUCCCACUGUUUCGGGGAGGACUGGAGCAGAAUCGACGGCGACUCCCGUUUCUGGAAAGGACUUCAAAUAAAGCACCAAAGUGAAUUUCCCUUUU